Messenger RNA from Rhizophagus irregularis DAOM 181602=DAOM 197198, 2016 nucleotides. Its product is annotated as Bifunctional purine biosynthesis protein ade10. Gene Ontology annotation, cellular component: cytosol. The record is from RefSeq and is a predicted model, not a curated record. Gene Ontology annotation, molecular function: phosphoribosylaminoimidazolecarboxamide formyltransferase activity; IMP cyclohydrolase activity. Lineage: Eukaryota; Fungi; Glomeromycota; Glomeromycetes; Glomerales; Glomeraceae. Gene Ontology annotation, biological process: 'de novo' IMP biosynthetic process.
CUCAUAUUUUUGAAUUUGAAACAUUGUACAAUAAAUUGGUUCAAUUUUUUGAUCCCAAAAAAAAAUUUUUUUUUGAUAAUCAAAAUUUGAUAAUCAUUUGUAUAAUAAUUCCACAUCAAUUUGCUAAUUGAAUCGAUUUUUUUACGACGAAACUUUUAGCAUGUCUCAACAAAAAAUAGCAAUCCUAUCGGUUUACGACAAAACUGGUUUAAUCGAACUCGCAAAAGAACUUAAUGACCUAAAUAUACGUCUUCUCGGCUCUGGCGGAACAGCUAAAAAAAUCCGGGAGGCAGGUAUUCCUAUCUCGGAUAUAUCGGAAAUAACGAACGCUCCUGAAAUAUUGGGUGGACGUGUUAAAACUCUGCACCCAGCAGUUCAUGGUGGUAUUCUUGCUCGUAAUAUUCCGAGCGAUGAAGCUGAUCUUGCUAAACAAAAUAUCAAUAAGAUCGACAUUGUUGUGUGCAACCUCUACCCUUUCAAAGAAACGAUAUCGAAAGAAGGAAUCAGUAUUACAGAGGCUGUCGAAGAAAUUGAUAUCGGUGGUGUUACUUUGCUGAGAGCUGCGGCGAAAAACCAUGAUCGUGUUACAAUUCUUUCUGAUCCCAAAGAUUAUUCUAAAUUCAUAGCUGAAUUAAAGAGUGGAAGUAUAUCUGAAAAUUCACGUAAUUGGUUUGCUUUGAAGGCUUUCGAUCAUACAGCUGAUUAUGAUGAAGCAAUAUCCAAUUAUUUCAGACAGCAAUAUGCCAAGAAUAUUUCACAACUUACUUUGCGAUAUGGUGCAAACCCACAUCAAAAACCUGCUCAAGUUUUCGUAAAGGGUGGUCAACUUCCAAUUCAAGUUCUCGCCGGAUCACCUGGUUAUAUCAAUCUUCUUGAUGCACUUAACGGAUGGCCUUUGGUCAAGGAAUUGAAAACCGUCCUUAAACUUCCUGCUGCCGCAUCAUUUAAACACGUAUCCCCCGCUGGAGCCGCAGUUGGAAUCCCUUUGAGUGAUAUUGAGAAAAAAGUUUAUUUUGUAGAUGAUAUAAAAGAAUUAACGCCCUUGGCCAAUGCAUAUGCUCGUGCCCGAGGCGCAGAUAGAAUGUCUUCUUUUGGAGAUUGGAUCGCUUUGAGUGAUACUGUUGAUGUUCCCACUGCAAAGAUCAUAUCACGUGAGGUAUCGGAUGGUAUAAUCGCGCCUGGUUACGAGACAGAAGCUCUUGAAAUCUUGCGUAAGAAAAAAGGCGGUAAAUACACUGUUCUUCAGAUUGAUCCUAACUAUGAACCACCAGAAUUGGAAACACGUCAAGUUUAUGGAUUAUAUCUACAACAAAAACGUAAUAAUGUUCAAAUUGACGCGAACUUAUUCAACAAUAUUACAACAAAGAAUAAAAAUCUUCCCGAGUCAGCAAUCACCGAUUUAAUUGUUGCUACAAUCUCUUUAAAGUAUACACAAUCUAAUUCCGUUUGCUAUGCAAGAAAUGGUAUGGUAAUUGGAUUGGGUGCUGGACAACAAUCGCGUAUUCAUUGUACAAGGCUUGCAGGAGACAAGGCAGACAAUUGGUGGUUACGUCAUCACCCCAAGGUUUUGGCCUUUGAUUUCAAGAAAGAAUCAAAAAGAGCUGACAAAAGUAAUGCAAUCGACUUGUAUAUACUUGACAAAAUUGGCGAGGGUUCCGAGCGCGUUGCAUGGGAAUCACAGUUUAACACAAUUCCCGAACCAUUAACAAAGGAGGAACGUAAUAAGCAUUUAGCAUCUUUGUCGGGUGUUUCCCUUUCGUCGGAUGCUUUCUUUCCUUUCCCUGAUAACAUUCAUAGAGCAUAUCAAUCGGGUGUUUCUUAUAUUGCUGCCCCAAGUGGAUCAGUGCAAGACGACGUAGUUAUUAAAGCAGCCGAUGAACAUGGAAUUGUUCUAAUGCACACUAAUUUAAGAUUGUUUCAUCAUUGAAAAUUACUGAUCAAGUACCGCAAAGAAAAUUCGACGUGUAAAAAUAAUUAAAUUAUUAUAUUUGAUUAAAAGCUAAAAUUUUGCCUCAA